AUGACACCAACCAUGACGCGCAAGAGGAAGUCGGAGGAGAUCGAGGACCAACCUGCCGGGGCUGUCACGCCGACAGGUAGCCCAGCGCGCAAGAAGAUGAGGAUCACACUGCAGCAGAAGCAGGCGUUAAUGGACAACCUCCAGCUUGAGAUCACUGAACGAGCGCGACAACUUCGUGCAGGAUAUGCUCUCCAAUGCGCCGACCUUAGAGCUCGGAUCGAAAGACGCGUCAACAGAAUCCCUCUCACUAUGCGAAAGAUGACCAUGAGAGAACUCAUGGAACAGCACGAAUCUGCACGCCCAGCCAAGGAUGCGCCUCGAGCAUCGCCGCCCAAGCAAAAGACAUCAGUCGAGAUCCCUACACCCAGACGCAAACCGCUGCCUCCUCUCCCGCAAGAACAUGCCUCGACCAAGCUACCAUCCCCGGCUCGGCAACAAGCUCAGCAAGCUCCUACUCGAGGCAAGAAGCGCCCGAGCUCCGAGAUCCAGAUCGCUUCGGACAAAGAGAACGAAAGCCACCCCGACAAUCUCCCUGUGGUCAAGAACACCAAGCGCCUCAAAACCACAACCGCCCAGGCAACCAGCACCACUUCGCGGACAGCCAAACACACAACCACCUCAGUCCUGUCUCCCCGCUCCCAUAACUCCCGCACCCUCCCACGCUCACCGAUCAAAGACAUCUACCUCCCCACCUCGCCAGCGAAAAGCAUGAUUGCCCGUCCAACCACGGCAAUGUCUCCAGUGCGACCAACCUCGCCCUUCAAAUCAGCCGCUACCGCGGCGACGUCCGCAAUCUCCGCCAGCAUGCACGGGAUGUACGAACAAGCCAAACGCGGGGGAACCGCCACGGCUGCGAAAUUCACGCGGACAGCGUCCAAGGAGAAGAAAGAAACCGCAACAGCGGCAAAGGGCCAAAUGCUUCCUCCACCCAAGCCCAAGCCAAGCGCUCCGGCCUCUCCGCAACGCACGUUCUCACAAGCAAGCACGCACAGCAACUCGACCGAUGUUUCUACUGCAUCGAACGGGACCACCGUUGUGAAGCCCAAGCGUGGUGGCCGGACCGCCGCUGCUGUGUCGAAGACUGCCAAGAGCGCGGCCGAACCAGGGAGUCCGGUAGAGAAGAAGAAAGGAGGUGUGGCACGCGCGGCGUCGGCGGCGAAGACGGCGCUCAAGAGAAAUGCAGGCACUACCGGGGCAGCAAGUAAGAAGGUCGUGGUUGCAGAGCCAGCAGCUGGAAAGAGAGUGCUGAGGAAGAGGGCAUAG
Messenger RNA from Cladophialophora carrionii CBS 160.54, 1263 nucleotides. RefSeq lists its product as uncharacterized. Lineage: Eukaryota; Fungi; Ascomycota; Eurotiomycetes; Chaetothyriales; Herpotrichiellaceae. Gene Ontology annotation, cellular component: spindle midzone; chromosome passenger complex; chromosome, centromeric region. Gene Ontology annotation, biological process: mitotic sister chromatid segregation. The record is from RefSeq and is a predicted model, not a curated record. The coding region runs from base 1 to 1263 and encodes 420 amino acids. The transcript is spliced from 2 exons.